GACCUGUGUUUAGUUUUACCAUGGUGGGCAAGACGUUUACUUACCUUCUGGGGAGUGAUGCUGCUGCCCUGCUUUUUAAUAGUAAAAACGAAGACCUGAAUGCAGAAGAUGUCUACAGCCGUCUGACAACACCUGUGUUUGGGAAGGGAGUUGCAUAUGAUGUGCCGAAUCCGGUUUUCUUGGAGCAGAAGAAAAUGUUAAAAAGUGGCCUUAACAUAGCCCACUUUAAACAGCACGUUUCUAUAAUUGAAAAAGAAACAAAGGAAUACUUUCAGAGUUGGGGAGAAAGUGGAGAAAAAAAUUUGUUUGAAGCUCUUUCUGAGCUUAUAAUCUUAACAGCUAGUCAUUGUUUACAUGGAAAGGAAAUCAGAAGUCAACUCAACGAGAAGGUGGCACAGCUGUAUGCAGAUUUGGACGGGGGUUUCAGCCACGCAGCCUGGCUGUUGCCUGGUUGGCUCCCUUUGCCUAGUUUCAGACGCAGGGACAGAGCUCAUCGAGAGAUAAAGAAUAUUUUCUAUAAGGCAAUUCAGAAACGCAGACAGUCAGAAGAAAAAAAUGAUGACGUUCUCCAGACUUUACUAGAUUCCACUUACAAGGAUGGGCGUCCUCUGACAGAUGAUGAAAUAGCAGGCAUGCUUAUUGGACUGCUCUUAGCAGGGCAGCAUACAUCCUCAACUACCAGUGCCUGGAUGGGCUUCUUUUUGGCCAGAGACAAAACACUUCAAGAAAAAUGUUAUCUAGAACAGAAAACAGUCUGUGGAGAGGAUCUACCUCCUUUAACUUAUGACCAGGUCAAAGAUCUAAAUUUACUUGAUCGCUGUAUAAAAGAAACAUUAAGACUUCGACCUCCUAUAAUGACCAUGAUGAGAAUGGCCAAAACGCCUCAGACUGUGGCAGGAUAUACCAUUCCUCCGGGACAUCAGGUGUGUGUUUCUCCUACUGUCAAUCACAGACUGAAAGAUUCAUGGAUAGAACGUCUGGACUUUAAUCCCGAUCGCUACUUACAAGACAAUCCAGCAUCAGGAGAGAAGUUUGCCUAUGUGCCAUUUGGAGCUGGUUUGAGGAGCUCUGUACCAAGAGUGGGAGGAAGAACGUAUAUUUAUUACAAAUCAGUGUCACCGUUGCUGUGCCUGUAGUACUGAAGUCAGAUUUAAGGUCAGUUUAAGCUCUCCCACUUGGUUCUUUUUCAAGAUGGCUUGGAUAGCCUAGGUCCUCAGCAUUCCAUAUACAUUUUAGAAUCAGCUUGUCAGCUUUUAUGUGUAUAUGACCUUUUAAAUUUUGAUCUCAGUAUGUGUUAAUGUUUUGGGGUUUAUUAGCUCUCUCUUCAAUUUGUAAUGACAUUUAAAGUUUUGAUUG
This is a messenger RNA of Hipposideros armiger (great roundleaf bat), 1356 nucleotides long. It is a transcript of the gene CYP51A1, whose product is annotated as cytochrome P450 family 51 subfamily A member 1. Gene Ontology annotation, molecular function: oxidoreductase activity, acting on paired donors, with incorporation or reduction of molecular oxygen; monooxygenase activity; heme binding. Bases 21 to 1136 code for a protein of 371 amino acids. The record is from RefSeq and is a predicted model, not a curated record. The transcript has 8 exons. NCBI's taxonomy places the organism in Eukaryota, Metazoa, Chordata, Mammalia, Chiroptera, Hipposideridae.